Knipowitschia caucasica is the source of this 714-nucleotide messenger RNA. The record is from the annotation of a GenBank genome assembly. Lineage: Eukaryota; Metazoa; Chordata; Actinopteri; Gobiiformes; Gobiidae.
AUGGACUGUUUGAUUGGGCUCAGUGAUAAGACCGAGCUGCUGUCAUCCGAUCGUCCACGAAAAGCAGAGUCCCGGAGAGGCCGAGGAGAUGGUGAUGAAGCUGUGUCUGCAGGAGAAGAGCGGCUCACUCAUCUGAGAGCAGAGGAUAUACCAGGACAGGACCCAGGACAGGACCCAGGACAGGACACAGGACAGGACACAGGACAGAACCCAGGACAGGACCCAGGACAGGACCCAGGACAGGACCCAGGACAGGACCCGGGACAGGACCCGGGACAGGACCCAGGACAGGACCCAGGACAGGACCCAGGACAGGACACAGGACAGGACCCAGGACAGGACCCAGGACAGGACCCAGGACAGGACCCAGGACAGGACCCAGGACAGGACCCGGGACAGGACCCAGGACAGGACCCGGGACAGGACCCGGGACAGGACCCGCGACAGGACCCGGGACAGGACCCGGGACAGGACCCGGGACAGGACCCGGGACAGGACCCGGGACAGGACCCGGGACAGGACCCGGGACAGGACCCGGGACAGGCCCCGGGACAGGACCCGGGACAGGACCCGGGACAGGACCCGGGACAGGACCCGGGACAGGACCCGGGACAGGACCCGGGACAGGACCCGGGACAGGACCCGGGACAGGACCCGGGACAGGGUGCGGGGGACACAGCUGCAGCAACAAAGACUGCUCCCGCCUCACACUGA